Molecule: messenger RNA, 1250 nt
Organism: Cyprinodon variegatus (sheepshead minnow)
Lineage: Eukaryota; Metazoa; Chordata; Actinopteri; Cyprinodontiformes; Cyprinodontidae
Gene: rab38c
Product: ras-related protein Rab-38-like
Exons: 4
Coding region: 108-728 (206 amino acids)
Biological process (GO): vesicle-mediated transport
Cellular component (GO): trans-Golgi network; vesicle; Golgi apparatus
Molecular function (GO): GTPase activity; GTP binding
Source: RefSeq, a predicted model, not a curated record
CCAUGACUUUUCAUGCAGGUUUAUUGUACUGCAUCAAGUUUUUCUUCAUAUAUUUUCUUCUUUCUUUCUUUUUUGUUUUUUGGUAAAUUUAUUUCCGAGCUGCAGGGAUGCAGCUGGAGCUUCUUUUCAAAGUCUUGGUGGUGGGGGACCUUGGUGUUGGGAAAACAUCUAUUAUCAAGCGGUUUGUCCAUCAGGUUUUCUCCCAGCACUACAGAGCGACCAUUGGUGUGGACUUUGCCCUUAAAGUUCUGCACUGGGACAAAGACACUGUGAUCCGGCUUCAACUGUGGGACAUAGCAGGACAGGAGAGGUAUGGGAACAUGACCCGUGUCUACUACAGGGAGGCAGUGGGAGCACUGGUGGUGUUUGAUGUGACAAGGGCCUCCACAUUUGAAGCAGUGUUAAAGUGGAAGGAUGACCUGGACUCUAAGUUGACUUUGAACCAUGGGAGACCAGUUCCUGCAGUACUUCUUGCCAACAAGUCAGACCAAAUAGCGUGCCAGCUCCCCAAACUGGACUCCUUCGGCAGAGAGAACGGGUUUGUAGGAUGGUUUGAGACUUCUGCAAAGGAAAAUACAAACAUCGAGGAGGCAGUCCGCUGUUUGGUGGAGCACAUCCUGAACAACGAGGAGUACCUGGUGACAGAGCGAGAACCCAACUCUAUACCUCUUUCUGAAUACGCAAGCAGCACAAGUCGUGAUUUGAACUGUUCUUCAUGUUUAAAAUGAUGGCUGCAGAGAGGAAGUCCUUCAAAAUAAAAGCCAAGAAGGACGAACUAAAAAGAAACUCCCUUUUACAGAUUAAGAGUGAAAUUAUAUGUUUUUAAAACUAUGCUCACACUGCAUAUCAUUGCAUAGCUUGUAGAAAUUCAGCACAAGCAUUAGGUUUUUAAUGUUUUUUUGUGUUGUUUAGUUGCCAUAGUUUUAGCUAUAAUUCAUGUUCUUCAUGUCAUAUGCUAUAUAUCACAAAGCCUUUUUUUGGCUUUCUACACAUAUUAAAUGUGAGCCUUUUCAUGUUGGGCAGAUAGAGUCUUCAUUUCAAAUAAAAUUGUCUGCCUAUCAAACAUUUGUGUCACUUUUUCACACAGUUUUCUGAUUUGUCACCAAGUUAAAAACAAUACUUUAAAGAACUAAAAUACCUUCUCUAAAAAUCCAUAUAAUUGUUCUUCUAGAUUGUGCUGAUAAAUUUGGCUGCACAUUGGAGUAACUCUCCUAUACUGAGUCUGAAAUUCUUUGUUUCCUGUGUUUGGA